Molecule: messenger RNA, 520 nt
Organism: Arachis duranensis
Lineage: Eukaryota; Viridiplantae; Streptophyta; Magnoliopsida; Fabales; Fabaceae
Exons: 2
Coding region: 55-396 (113 amino acids)
Molecular function (GO): phenylpyruvate tautomerase activity
Source: RefSeq, a predicted model, not a curated record
UUAGAUAAAAAUAUAUAAAUAAUUAUAUAUUGUAUUAGAAGAGUAUUAUAUAUUAUGCCUUGUCUUUACAUCACCACUAACCUUAACUUAGAUGGGAUUGACACUAAAAAUCCCAUCUUCUCAGAAUGCACCACUGCUGUCUCAACAAUAAUCGGGAAACCUAAAAGGAUGGUGAUGGUUCUACUAACAUCGUCAGUGCUGGUGACACUUGGUGGUAGCAAUGAACCAACUGCCUAUGCUGAGAUAGUAUCAAUGGGUGGCAUCAACUCAGAAGUCAAGAAGAAGCUUAUUGAGGCCAUUGGCAACAUUUUGGAGACCCACCUCUCUAUCCCAACAUCAAGAUUUUUCCUCAAAAUCUCCGAUAUAAAGAAAUUAAGUGCUAACUCAAAAAUGUAAUUCCUUAAACUUGGUUCUCCGGAGCCACAAUUUUAGACCUCUAGCUACUAAAUAAACAAUGAAAAAUGCUAGAAGUUAAUAUUAUUAGUUAAAAAAAAAGAAUUAAUUAGUGUUAGCUCGAAUA